AUGUGCGUGAGAAAAUGUACUAUUCCUGAGGAGUCUGAGACUCAGGUGUUGAUUAAGCUACCAUCUGACAUAAGAAAGGCGGCGAACCGAUGUGUGUUGAUCGAAGACGCACCUUUAAAGACAGUGGCUCAAAAUUGCAUGACGGCAAGGACUCUUGUCAAAAGAAAUUCUUCCGCGGUAAGGGUUGUAAACCUGGAUCACCGCGAAAUUGCGUUUAAUAAAGGUGACGUCAUAGGACAAUGCGAAGAAGUUGUUUGGGGGAGAAAAUGUGCUUCGACGCCAUAUUUAAAAACAUUAAGCACCAGGAGUGACUCAGCAGUCACCGAACUUCUUAAGGACUGCAAUAAUCUAACUUAUUCGCAGAGCAUUAAAGCUAAGUAG
Molecule: messenger RNA, 381 nt
Organism: Arctia plantaginis
Lineage: Eukaryota; Metazoa; Arthropoda; Insecta; Lepidoptera; Erebidae
Source: the annotation of a GenBank genome assembly